Messenger RNA from Colletotrichum lupini, 2220 nucleotides. RefSeq lists its product as uncharacterized. The transcript has 12 exons. Bases 1 to 2220 code for a protein of 739 amino acids. Lineage: Eukaryota; Fungi; Ascomycota; Sordariomycetes; Glomerellales; Glomerellaceae. The record is from RefSeq and is a predicted model, not a curated record.
AUGUCAUGGAGGCAUUCCCGUUGUCGCAUGCAUGCGCCAUGCAAUGCCAUUAUUAGCGCGAUUACGGUGGUACCAGGCAUUCAUGAGCGCACACUACUGUGCAGUCCACACACAAAAACUCUGGGGGACUUUGUUGGAGCUGUGGUGGUAGCACAGGUCUUGCCCCAUUUCACACCCUCUCUUGACGAUGAUUUCUUUUUUCGCUUCGAUUUCAUUCCUUCUUCCUCUCUUGUACAUAUUCUGCUUAUUGCUAACAUUGUCAGCGACCAUAUCAGGCCACACCACAAAGCUGCGGAAGCUGACAACAGCGGCUUGUCUGGAGGGAGGGGGAUUUGUUUUCGAGCAACUCAAUACUGUGUCUUCUUGACUACCAUAUCAAUCGGCAGACCAAGCGAAGCAGGCACAACAGGCUGCCUUAAGUUCCUGGCUACUUUGCCAUGCUGUCGGCUGGUGUGCACCCUCUUUCGGAUUGAAGAUCCAGACCGCUCAGGAGAGUGGCUGAGGCAAGAGGGUCAACAAGGAGGGGUGCGAAGCGCGGUUGGCGAUGGCCGCAUAAUGAGGUGCCCCCCAACAUCAGCUGGCGGUCCCGGGACAAACAAGGCGGCGGUUCUGGGUGCCUUAGCGUUGGGGUUUGAAUAUCGGAAGGGUAAGACGGUUCACCGAGCGAUGAACCUUCCAGACGGGCCUGUAGUACCGCUGGCAGUCCUGAAUCUUCUCCUGUUGGCGUAUUUCCACUUACCACAGCAUAAGCGGCCUAACAAUUAUACGCCAGGCAUUCCGUUCGCUCAUCAGGAUAUAGAGAUCGACGAAAUGUUAAUUCUUCCCUCGACGCUUCACUGUAUCAAGGCUGAGAGGAAAGCACUGCUGAUAUACUUCCAGUUGGAGGCUCAUCGAGCUGACUCUCGACAGGAUAGACAUGGAGUACGACCCCAGUCACUCCGCCGAAGCGCCGGUGCUCAAUGGCCCACCUUCGACAGACACGCUUCGUGUACCAUUCGCACGCAGCAAGGGUGCGAUGAUCGGGACCCGCGUAAGAGUGACCUUACAACAAGCUGUUCCCCAAACCUUCGCAGUCUUGCGCUCUGUUCGGAUCCCGAGAAAGCGGCACCAACGAUCUGCUCCGAGCGCGUCGUCAAUUCCUUUAUCAACACUGGCAUCGCUUUCAUCACGCCUGCCAGCGCUUUCGCAAUUGCUAGCUGGGCCCCGAAAUCACUAAUUGGCAAUGUCGAUGAUGCAGAAUUACCCUACAACGGCAUUCAGAUUGAUAGGCUGGGUUUCGCCACUACUACCUCACAUGCACCAAGGAAUGGACCCUCAGUAGCUUCUAGGUAUGCUGCACUGGUUGGCUGUCUUUGCAUCAUCCAGAUCUUGAGGCGCAAGUAUCAUCAAAUCAGACCACCGCCCCAACCACAGCGGCGGGACAUUAUGGGCUCCCUGGCCUUUCCACCUAAUUUGAGCCAAAAGUCCAACGUCAAAAACUGGUCAACGCGGGUCCUGGAAAAGCCCAUCCCGCUGGAUCAUGCGAUUUUCCAAGUGACGAACUGCCCACUGGGACAUUACCUCGGACGAGUCUUCAUGGGCACAAUGGGCUUGCGGAUAUCUGCUACCCCUUCGUCGAGAGCUCGUUCGGCCUUGAGUUACAGCAACCCUUGCCAUCUUGACGCCGUUUUUGUGUUCGAUUGUCAUCUCAGCUGGGCCUUACCCCCAAACCCUAAGAUCGGGUACGUGCCAGUGUUGAGGGACCUCGAUAGAAGCGUUGACAACCUUGACAGCUUAAACCUUAGUGUUCUGGUCCCCUUUUUCUCUGAGCUUCGCCGUUCGACCAACAUCCGCCAUCUUCAGAGUAUAAGCCGUUGGCUGUCGAUGUUGGCUCAGUCUCUCGGUGCCGGCACUUUGUCAUUCGACCGCCGGCCUUGCAAACGUCGGAGAAGCCCAGGUUGCAGUCUGCUACAAACUUCACAGCAAUAUCCUUGCCCAAGUCUUCUAGUGGAAGCUCUUACCGAACUGAAAGCAGUCGCUGCCGAUCCCGCCCCUGGCUGUGUCCCCGUCGCUCGGAAGCCAGGCCCAUUAAACCGGAGACCCCACCGAGUUAUCCCGGCCGCGACCCUCGGCAACUUUACGACCUCGAUUCGUCUAGGACUUAUAACCUGGAUUCGUGCUGGUCCGUUGCGCAUACGUGACUACCGGUCCUUCUCUCCUCAACUGCGAUCGUUACUUUAG